This is a messenger RNA of Rattus rattus (black rat), 1290 nucleotides long. RefSeq names its product integrin alpha FG-GAP repeat containing 1 (gene Itfg1). The transcript is spliced from 10 exons. NCBI's taxonomy places the organism in Eukaryota, Metazoa, Chordata, Mammalia, Rodentia, Muridae. The coding region runs from base 223 to 1290 and encodes 355 amino acids. The record is from RefSeq and is a predicted model, not a curated record. Gene Ontology annotation, cellular component: plasma membrane.
CACUGUCGGGAGGCAAGCCAGCCGGAAGUGAGCUCUCUCAGGCAGACGUCGCCCUAACUCCUUGGUCUCUGGGUCGUCGGAGAAACAGCCCCAGGGCAGCGUGAGAGUACAACGAGGGGCUGCCCGUAAGCCCGCACCCCGAGUCUUUUCUCGGUCGGCCGGUUGCACGGUGCUUUGCGGCUGCCGUCAAGCGCGGCGGAGGCCGGCCGGGCCGAAGGCGCCAUGGCGGCAGGCCUGCUGCCUAGCGCCAGGGCGGUGCUGGCGCCGCUGUUCUUGGGACUCGCGCUGCUGAGCGUUGGGCCUGCUCCGGCACAGGCUCUACACAAUGUCACGGCCGAGCUCUUUGGGGGUGAGGCCUGGGGCACCCUGGCGGCCUUCGGUGACCUCAACUCCGACAAACAGACGGACCUCUUCGUGCUGCGGGAAAGAAAUGACUUAAUCGUCUUUUUGGCAGAUCAGAGUGCACCCUAUUUUAAACCCAAGGUGAAGGUGUCCUUGAAGAAUUUCAGUGCAUUGGUAACAAGUGUCGUCCCUGGUGAUUAUGAUGGGGACUCACAAAUGGAUGUCCUGCUCACAUAUUUUCCCCAAAAUCAUAGCAACAAUGAAUUAGGAGCUGUUAUCUUCUGGGGACAAAAUCAAACAUUAGAUCCUAAAAACAUGACCAUACUCAAUAGGACUUUUCAUGACCAACCACUGAUUAUGGACUUCAACGGUGAUCUAAUUCCUGAUGUGUUUGCUAUCACAAAUGAAUCCAGCCAGCCGCAGAUACUGUUAGGAGGAGAUUUGUCAUGGCAUCCUGCCUUGACCACUAAGAGUAAAAUGCGGGACCCACAUUCUCAUGCAUUUAUUGAUCUGACUGAAGAUUUUACAGCAGAUUUAUUCCUCACAACAUUGUCUGCCUCUAAUACCUUCCAGUUUGAGAUAUGGGAAAAUUUGGGUGGAAACUUCUCUAUCCAUAGUGUCUUUGAAAAACCUAAAAAUCUGGUGGUGGUUGGACAGUCAGCAUUCGCAGACUUUGAUGGAGAUGGACACAUGGAUCACUUGCUGCCAGGCUGUGAAGAUAAGGACUGUCAGAAAAGUGCCAUUUAUUUAAUGAGAUCAGGAACAGGACAGUGGGCUCCUGUGCUUCAGGAUUUUAGCAAUAAGGGCACACUCUGGGGCUUUGUCCCAUUCGUGCAUGAAGAGCGGCCAACUGCAAUUCCAGUUCCACUCACACUUCACAUUGGAGACUACAACAUGGAUGGCUACCCAGAUGCUCUGGCCAUAUUAAAGAAUACAUCUGGAAGGUAG